Messenger RNA from Ambispora gerdemannii, 1047 nucleotides. The record is from the annotation of a GenBank genome assembly. NCBI's taxonomy places the organism in Eukaryota, Fungi, Glomeromycota, Glomeromycetes, Archaeosporales, Ambisporaceae.
AUGGAGAGCAAUCUUGACCCUAAUCUUUUGGCUGAAUUGACAGCUAAACGCGAUCAACUUGCAGAGGCAUAUGAACAAAUCGCUAUUUCACUUAGAGCUGCUGCCACCGCAUGUGGAGAAUUCCAGGCAUUAUUGCCUAGAGACGUUAUAGGAUUGCCACCUAUUCCUCACGCUAAAGAUCCGAAUGCACCAAAAAAACCUAAUACGGCUUAUAUUCUGUUUAGUAAUGAAAUUCGAGGUGCUACCAAAACUGAAUUUCCGGAUCUUAAUCAAAAAGAAAUAGUGACAAAGAUUGGACUGAAAUGGAAGGAAUUAUCACGCGAGCAGAAGAAGGUCUAUGAAGACCGAUACUUUGCUGACCGAGAACGAUAUGAUGAAGAAUUGCGAGUUUAUCGAGCCUCACAAGGGAUCUUUGAAUCUCCCACCGAAACCUCAUCUAAUGAAGAUAAUGGUGAUCAAAGUGUUCUUGCGACUGCGAUGAUCCAAUCUGGUACCACGCCACAUUUCAAUGCUGGAAUGCAACUACCUAUAUCUCAUAAUCUGACAUCUGCAGGACCCUUGAUGACAACUUUCUCUGCAAACGAGCAAACUUCGCUCGCUUUUACUACGGCUGAUCAGACUGCUUAUAUUAAUGCAAAUAACCAUCAAACGUCAUUCGCAGUAGUGCCUGAAGCUUCCCCCGCAAACCCUACUGCCACAGUACAAGAUGCAAAUUCGGUUUCCCCAAAAAAGCGUAAUUCUGACGAAGCUGAAUUAAAUACAGAUGCAACACAAGAGGUCGCUGAUAAUCAGCAAGAAAAUGGUCAACUUGAGGACGAAAAUAUAUCAGCGAGGAAAAGACGAGCCCUUAAUAAAGGCAAAAAAAAUCAAGAUGCAGAACCAGAAGAGACUGAUUCAUCCGUGUUCAAUGUACCUGUAACUGAUCCUGAUCCUCCUGCAAAAAAGACACGAGCACGACGCAAUCUUACAUCAAAUGGAGCUCCAGCUGUCGUUCCCUUGCAAGAAGAUGCCACAGUGAAGAGACGACGGGGUAGAAAUGCAACAUAA